AUGGAUGAAGAUGUAGAGGAGCCUAAAGAUUUUGUUAAGAUCACACACAAUCGACUGUCUGCUGAUGAAGUUUCCCAGUUAGUUACUUCCCCCUCUUGUGGUGCUGUUUCCCUCUUUAUUGGCACUACAAGAAAUACUUUUGAAGGGAAGAAAGUUGUCCGGCUGGAGUAUGAAUCGUAUAUACCUAUGGCAGAAAUGGAAAUUAAGAAAAUCUUUGCAGAUGUAAGGCAGCAAUGGCUACACGUGAAACAUUUGGCAGUGCAUCAUAGACUUGGACUGGUGCCUGUGUCAGAAGCCAGCGUGGUUAUAGCUGUUUCCUCUCCGCAUAGAUCUGACUCGUUGGAUGCUGUGAAAUAUUGCAUAAAUAAGCUAAAAGCUACAGUCCCUAUCUGGAAAAAGGAGGUCUAUGAAGAGGAGAGCUACAAAUGGAAAGAAAAUAAAGAGUGUUUUUGGAAAAACCAAGAUGAAGUAUGACUCAGAUGUUUGAUUUAUGCCUUCAUAAUCAGCACAGGAACAUUUAAUAAGCCUCAUGUUUGUAUAUUUUACUGUGUUAUUCAAUGAUAAAUGUGUUGUUUUCAACAUUUUUUCAUGUUUAACAGUAGGUUUUGAUCUAAGUUGAGUGAUGCAUUAAAAACUCUUACUCUUC
Messenger RNA from Xenopus laevis (African clawed frog), 646 nucleotides. RefSeq names its product molybdenum cofactor synthesis 2 L homeolog (gene mocs2.L). Lineage: Eukaryota; Metazoa; Chordata; Amphibia; Anura; Pipidae. The coding region runs from base 1 to 474 and encodes 157 amino acids. The record is from RefSeq and is a predicted model, not a curated record. The transcript is spliced from 4 exons.